GACGCCGCGGCCUGGCGCCCCGCGGCGAGGUGGUUGGGGGGGGGGCAGGCCGGGCGCCUCCUCGCCGCUUCCUCCUCCUCUUCCUCCUCCUGCUGGUGCUGCUGCUCGGCGGCUGUCUGCGCCCCCUCCGCGGGGAGCUGCGGCAGACACAACACGGCGUGUCCUGCGGGCAGCGGGCGGCCGCAGCCCCAGCACACAGAUUAACUGACUCCUUUGACAAGUUUAUGGAACUGCCAGCUCUCUGCUUGCUGUAUUUUUCAUUUCUGAGAGGAGAAAGGGGUAUAUGAAAUUAGAGGAAAAUGCCUCGGACAAAGCAGAUACAUCCCAGAAACCUGAGAGACAAGAUUGAGGAAGCACAAAAACAACUUAAUGGAACAGAAGACCAACAGAGAGAAAUCACAGAUGCUGGUAUUAGAGGAACCCCAGAUACAAUUAAGGGUGUGAAAAGAAAAAAGAUUGUAACUGAAAACCAUCUAAAAAAAAUACCAAAAUCACCUUUGAGAAGCCCCACUGAAGCCAAGGUUAAACAAAAUGUAGAGCCUUCACCAUUAAAAGUUCUUCCAGAUGCCUCAGAACACACCAAAGCACAGAAUCAUUUACCUGUGCAAAAUGGAAAUCAGUGUACCAAACAAAAUGGAGGAGCACUUAGUAAUGAGAUAAGCGUUGAAACAACCAAAUCUGAGACAUCAGUGCAGACAAAGCUUUCACUGGCACAUCAGUCCUUGGAGCUGAAUAAACAGACAGUGGAGGAUUCUGAUGCAAAGCAAUUAAACUUGCCAGAGAAGUCUCUCCCUAACUCCUUAUCAAGUAAAGCAAAGACUGACAGUAAUGAAUGUAUUACUUUUGAUGAUAGUAGUACUGCCUCCCCAUGUACUCGUACUGCAUUUGAUGUCUUAUUAAAAGCAAUGGAGCCUGAACUGAAUACCUUAACACAAGAGUGCCCCCCUUAUGGGAUGCAGAUAGAGAAACUGAGACCAAAUAAAACUGUAAGCACCUCUUCUAGUCUCACAUCCAAUACAAUGAGCGUCCAAAAUCCAUCUGUUUUGUCACAGCAUGAGUUGGCAGCUGGAUCGCACUAUUACCCAUGUACUUUAAACAAUGUUCAGGUAGCAACAACAGCUAAGAGUGGACAAGCACAGAUCCAAUCAAUUUCUCAUUCACAAGACCUUAUUACUAAAACCAGUCAACAAAAUCACCAGGUUGUUAUGUGUCCAAGUUUCACUAGAUCGCUGGUGCAACAGCAGAGUCAAGAAAACCCCAAACUCCAGCAGAUAUACAGUAUAGCAGUAACCUCUUCUGUCGUUCACACCUCAUCUUCCGCGGUAACUCAGGUUUUUCCUCAAAACCAGUUAGUAGCUAGUUCAUCCUCACCUUUGCCAGUUAACACAUCCAGUUCCACACAUUUGUCUAUAGGUCCCAUCUACAGUUCAGCCCAGGUAGCAUCAGUUGUAAAUCAUGAUGUAGAACAAAUGUGUAAUCUUCUGAAAGACCAGAAGCCUAAAAAACUAGGGAAAUAUGUCUGUGAGUACUGUAAUCGGGCCUGUGCCAAGCCCAGUGUUCUCCAAAAGCAUAUCCGAUCCCAUACUGGAGAGCGACCAUAUCCUUGUGUGACGUGUGGGUUUUCAUUUAAAACCAAAAGCAAUCUGUACAAGCACAAAAAAUCUCAUGCGCAUGCUAUCAAACUUGGACUUGUUCUACAGCCAGAUUCGGGUGGUCUCUUCUUAUCUCAUGACUCGGACAAAGCGCUUAGUAUUCAUUCAGAUGUGGAAGAAAGUGGUGAAAGUGAAGAUGAAGGCACUGCUGAUGAAAGACAAGAUGAUCAAGAACUGGAACCUACACAAAUAGUGAAAGUCAUUUCGAGUGCAGAAACUUUACGGAAAGGAAGCCCUGUUCCACUGAGCAACCCAGAUUGUAUAGCAGGUGAUUCCUCAUUACAUGAUACAGAACCACAAGUAAGGGCAGCUUUACCAAAAGUAGUAGUUCAUCCUGUUAAUGUUUCUCCUUUAAGGGCUGAUAGUCCAAAAGUCACAGAUUCAGCACCUGAGCUUGCUGCCGCACAGAAAAAAGGAGAUUUUAAAGUGACAAAUCUUCAGUCAAAUGUUACACAGACUGCUUCAUUCAAGGAGAAUGAUGUAAAGCAACAACAGAAGAUAGAAAUGGGCCUUUCAGAGGAACAGGUAGGGUCUGCAAUAGGAGCUGUUCAUGCUCAGCUCCAGAGACAGCAGGCAACUGAUUGUUCCCAAGAUCAGCAAGGAAAAUGCCUUUUGAGCCCUAGAAGUUUAGGCAGUACUGAUUCUGGUUAUUUUUCUCGAUCUGAAAGUGCUGAUCAAACAAUGAGCCCACCAGCUCCUUUCGCAAGAGGAUUGCUGACCUCGGAAAAAGACCCAAAUAAAAAUCUGCCUUGUGUGCCACGAGCAAGUGGAAUAGUAGCAUCUGUGGUUCAGACAGUUUGUACUGAAAAAAAUAUGGUUAUCUCUGGCCAAAUGCGACCACCCAUGGCAACAAAAACCCUUGAGGAGCGUAUCUCAAAGUUAAUUUCUGAUAAUGAAGCUGUCGUGGAUGACAAACAGUUAGAUAGUGUGAAACCAAGAAGAACAUCUCUUUCAAGAAGAGGAAGCAUAGAUUCACCAAAAUCCUACAUAUUUAAGGAUUCCUUCCAAUUUGACUUAAAGCCCAUGGGAAGAAGAACUAGUUCAAGCUCUGAUAUACCAAAGUCUCCUUUCACACCCACAGAAAAAUCAAAGCAAGUUUUCCUUCUGUCUGUACCAUCCCUUGACUGUUUACCUAUAACAAGAAGUAAUUCAAUGCCUACCACCAGUUAUUCAGCCGUACCUCCAAAUGUAAUACCUCCCCCUCAUCCACUUCGAGGAAGUCAGUCGUUUGAUGAUAAAAUUGGCUCCUUAUAUGAUGAUGUUUUUGUAUCAGGACCUGCUACUCCACUGAACCAAGGUGGACAUCCUCGGACCCUUGUUCGACAGGCAGCAAUAGAGGAUUCUUCUACUGGUGAAAGUCAAGUUCUUGGACCUGUACGAUCAGUAGAAGAAAGUUAUCUUGGAUGUAACUUAUCAAAUGAAUCUUUAUUGCAAAGGAGCAAGUCGCUGGCACAAGGAUCAAACUUAGAAAAAGCAAAGAAGUCACCUCAAGUGCGAGGAACAAUGUUUGAGUGUGAAACCUGCAGAAACAGAUACAGAAAACUGGAAAAUUUUGAAAACCACAAGAAGUUUUAUUGUUCAGAAUUGCAUGGACCUAAAACUAAAGCUGCAAUCCGAGAGCCUGAGCAUAAAACUGUCCCCAGUAGUACCCAACCUCAAAUUCUGCACUACAGAGUCACUAGUUCAACUGGUGUCUGGGAACAGACACCUCAGAUACGGAAAAGAAGGAAAAUGAAAAGCGUUGGGGAUGACGAUGACCCACAAAAUGAUAUGAACAUACCAUCAAAGAAUGCAGACAGCCAGAGUAAACCAUCAAAUUCUUCCAGUCUGCCAAAACACAGUGCAACAGUAGUAGGUUCACAGCAGCAAAGCAAUGUUGUACUUCAGAGUUCACAAAUUCAGCUUGUGGCUCGAGGCACAGAUCAAACUACUGAGCCAAAGAUGGCUCCACUUAUUGAAAAGCAGACAAGUUCAGUUGUGCAAGAAAAGGUGGAGUUGAAAAGGCAAGGGACUGGCAUUUCAGUAAUACAGCAUACUAAUUCACUGAGCAGAAAUAGCUCAUUUGAGAAAUCAGAGUCUUUUGAAAGAGUAUCACCAGUUUCUUUUCAAGAGCCCAACAAGGUUACAAAGCACCGCUCUUUGAAUACAAUUGUAAUCCAGGAGGACAGACACUGUCAUCUGAAUACUUCCCCGCAUCAUCAGCCACUAUCAUCAGAAACGCCUAGGGGGGAAGCUCAGGGAAGUCAGAUAGUUUCUCAUGAAAGAAGUACACCGCUUCAGCCAUCAAGACUUGUUCGCCAACAUAACAUCCAGGUUCCUGAAAUACUGGUCACAGAAGAACCAGACAGAGACCAAGAAAACCAAUACAGUGAUCAGGAAAAGACAGAAAGAUUUAACUGGCCACAGCGUAGUGAAACACUGUCAAAAUUGCCCACAGAAAAACUUCCACCAAAGAAGAAAAGAAUUCGCUUGGCUGAAAUGGAACAUUCAUCUGCUGAAUCAAGCAUUGACUCCACGCUUUCCAGAAGUCUAAGUCGGGAGAGUAGUUUGUCUCAUGCCUCUAGUUUCUCAGCUUCACUUGAUAAAGACGAAAUUUCCAAGGCUGAGAAUUCUUCCAGAGUAGAGCUCAUUAAUAAGUCAACAGAAUUCCUUAUGAUUCCUGCUGGCUCUAAUGUACUGGGUGUGCCAGGCCCUCAUUACAGGGAAAUGAGACGUGCUGCAUCUGAGCAGAUCAGCUGCACACAGCCAUCAAUGGAGGUUGCAGACUACAGGAGUAAGUCUUUCGACUGUGGAAGUAUGUCUCCAUCAAAACCUGCCUCAGCUGUAGAGGUAGCUGCUCCAAAAUUGUCUUCUGGAAAUGGUGUCACUGGACAUGUGCCUCUGCUAGAAAGGAGGAGGGGACCAUUUGUAAGACAAAUAUCUUUAAAUAUUGCUCCAGAAAAUCAUCAGCCUCAAAUUAAAUCGGUUUCUUCAUUUCAGACCGCUCAGGCUACGGAUGUGCCCACAGUGCCGUUUCACAGAUUGCAGACCUCCAUCAAGUCUUCAGUGGAGUUUCCUUCAAGUACUCAGCAUUCACAGACUCACUCCAGGCCUCACUCUGCAAUUCAGAAUUGUAAUCCUGUUAGUCUGUCUUCAGUUCAGCAGCCUCCAGAUCAUGUUUUGAAUAAUCUGGGACAGCCAUCCUUGCAUCAGCCUCCCCAGACAUCUACUAAAACCUCAGCCCAAGGAGAACAAGCAAAUACAUACACACUUUCAUGUCACCUCACUGAAAAAAAGGAUUGUUUUGCACCUAAGUAUCAACUUCAAGUUAAAACAUUACAUAUAGGUCAGCCAUACUCUUCUAAACUAUUAAAAAAUACUUUAGCAACCCAGACUGUUCCAAGUCAAGUUGGGGUGGACCAGAACGCAUCCUCCUUUGAAAUGCAGACUAAAUUGUCUGAUAAUGUGUCUAAUCCAUAUUCUUUGCCUCCUCUAAAACAGAUUAUCCCUAAUAACUGCAGCAGUCAAAUACAUCAGAUUUCUCCUUUUGUAGUUCCUGUCCGUAUUCAUAGUAGUAUGCCGUCCUAUGGCUUUGCAACAGUUACACCCCUUCCUCACAUUUUAGUGACCCAGGAGCAAGUAAAUCAAUCUGUUUGUAAAACAAAUGCUGUGACAGUGCCAAUGCUUGAAGGUAAAACUCAGCUGCCAAAAUCUCACAAAGACUGUCAGAGGACUUUGCCAAAUUCAUUUGAAUUUGAAAAUUCACUACCUGAUAAUGGAACCAGAAAUUCACCUUUGUCUAGCUCUUUGAAUAUUAUUCAGAAAGUGCCAGUUAGUGGACUCUUCCCUCAACAGGAAGCUACAGCUUCAAGUAAACGAAUGCUUUCCCCAGCCAACAGUUUAGAUAUUGCCAUGGAAAAACAGCAAAAACGUGUUAAAGAUGAGAGUGGAGCUGCCUGCAUGACAGAUGCUAGACCAUUGCAUUCACUUAACCUUCGGUCUGGUGACCCUACUAGUAAACAAAAGAAACCAGUUUUGGUGAGACAAGUGUGCACCACAGAGCCUCUUGAAAAUCAUCUGUUAGACCCUGAUGGUGUUCCACAGCAGGAAAAAAGCAGCAAAGCUAGUACUUCAGACCCACUAUUGCCUGACCAUCAUACAUCUGAAACUGGGGUUUCAGAAACCGUAAAGGAGUCAGCAGAAUCAGAAGACCUUCAGUUGUCAGCAUCAGCAGUGCUUGUAGUUAGAAAACCAUCUGAAUUGUCUCCAGUGAAUAAUCAAGCUUCUCUUCCAAAGUCUGUAAGUAGCAGUCAAGAAAGAAGGUCCCCAAGUAUUGCUAAUGAGAGCAAGGAAAUCGGUAGCCAGGGUCAAGCAAAACCUGUAACUACGUUGCCUGCAAUGAACGCAGGAGAACUGCAGAGGUUGUCAUUUCCAAGCCUCAAGACCUCAACAAAUUUUACAUGGUGUUAUCUCAUGAAGAGAAAACCAUUACAUCUGCUGCAGAAUGACCAGAAAAUUUCAGCCUAUUCUACAUGGACCAUUAGCUCCAACAAUCCCAAUCCACUUGGUUUGCCGACAAAGGUAGCUCUUUCCCUCCUCAAUUCAAAACAGAAAGUUGAAAAACCACUGUACACUCAAGCGAGAACUACUCAUCCAAGAUCUGAUGUAUUGGUCUAUUCAAGCAAGUGGAAGAGCAGCUUAACCAAGCGAGCAUUAAAUAGAAAAAAAAUGAUUGCAAGUGAAUUCAGCAAUAAGGAGAACUCUGAAUCAAGCACUGAGCAUGAUAAAGAAAAUUCCUUUACCAAAACUGAACCAAGAAGAGUUAAAAUAUUUGAUGGAGGGUAUAAAUCAAAUGAAGACUAUGUGUAUGUUCGAGGGAGAGGAAGAGGGAAGUAUAUCUGCGAAGAAUGUGGUAUACGUUGUAAGAAACCCAGUAUGCUGAAGAAACAUAUUCGCACACAUACAGAUGUCCGUCCUUACCAUUGCAACUAUUGCAACUUCUCCUUCAAAACUAAAGGAAAUUUGACAAAACACAUGAAGUCAAAGGCACACAGCAAGAAAUGUAUGGAUUUGGGAGUCUCAGUAGGCUUAAUAGAUGACCAGGAUGGAGAAGAAGAAUUUGGUGAGAAGCAAAGAUGUGGCUAUGAACGGUCAGGAUUCGAUGUGGAGGAGUCUGAUGGUGCGGAUGAGGAUGAAAAUGACAAUGAAGAUGAUGAUGAAGACAGCCAAGCUGAGUCAGUCCUAUCUACAACACCCUCUGUUACGGCCAGUCCCCAGCAUCACCCAUCUAGGCACAGCCUGCAGGAUGCCACAAGCGCUGAUGAAGAUACAAGACUUCCAGACUGUUUUGCUGGGGUUCACACAGACUCUAUGGAUGGUCUGCCGAAAGCACUGCUAACAAAGAUGACCGUCCUUAGCACGGUACAGUCCGUUAGCAGGAACUCCAGGUCCCCAUCAGAAUUCACCCAUCAGGAAGCACAUGAUGAUAAAACUCAGGAGAGAGGUCCCAGGAGUGCUAGUGCUACCCUUCCAGAAGUUGCUCCUAGAUCUCCAGGUCGUCAGAUGUCAGUGGAUUACCCGGAUCCAGAAGCAGCCUUGGGGCGUUCUUUGAUGUCAACUGCAGUUCUUACAAAGAGCACACCCUCUGUCAGCUCUCCCUCAUCGCCAGUGGACCAGAGCAUGCAGACAACAGGGUCAUCACACUACGCUGAAACUCAAGAAGAGAAGCUCCCUGGGUGCCCACAGCAUGCUGCAGAAUUGAGAGCUCCUCAGACUCAUCUCUUCAGCCACCUUCCUCUGCAUUCGCAGCAGCAGGCCAAGACACCUUAUGGCAUGGUACCGGUAGGGGGAAUUCAGGUGGUGCCUGCUGGCCUGGCCACAUACUCCACGUUUGUACCAAUUCAAGCGGGGCCAGUGCAACUCACUAUUCCUGCUGUUAGUGUGAUUCACAGAACUACAAGUGCUCUUGGCGACACAGGUUGUGUGGUCUCCAGCACCGCAAAUCCAAUAGGAGUUGCUGAAGUAAACAGUGUUGUGCCAUGUAUUCCCAUAGGUCAGAUUAAUGUGCCAGGCAUCCAGAGUCUCAGCACACCAAGCUUACAGCCUCUUCCACCAUUAGGCAUGGAGACAGUGAAUAUCUUAGGCCUGACAAACACAAACAUAGCCCCACAGAUACGCCCUUCAGGAAUUACUCUAAAUGCCGUGGGCCUACAAGUUUUGACUGCCAAUGCUUCUUCACAGAGCAAUCCCAACCCUCAGACACACAUUCCAGGUUUGCAAAUACUGAACAUAGCAUUGCCUACUUUAAUCCCUUCCGUCAGCCCAGUAAGUGUUGAUGGACAAGGAGCUUCUGAAACACCAGCUUCAAAUAACAAAGCCUGUGAUGUUCAACAAGAGCUGCCUCCUGUGAACUUCCCUGCAGCCGACAUCAGUCAGGUCGCCAGGGCUGCUUCUCCUCAGGUGGCACCCAGUGUCCAGCGGUACAAUGUAAAAAGCCUUUCAGAACCUGCCUCUCUGAAUGACUAUGAAAGACCUGAUGGCCCAGGGAAAACAGACAUGGAAAAGACUGACCUUGCAAAUCACGUAAAGCCAAAGUGCGAUGUCUCUUCUGUUCAGGUCAAAAGGGCUUCCACAGCACAGCCCCGCUUAAAGGUGAAUUCUGACGUUCUAACCAAGUCCCCAGUCCAUCGAACUGUCUCUCCAGAUAGACAGGUACACAGGCCAACAGGAUUGCCCCGAAGGCAAAAUACGGUGCAGUUUAGUGAUGGCAGCAGUGACGAUGAGGAUAGACUUAUAAUAGCAACCUAGAUUUUGUUUUUCGUUGUGUUUAUUUUUUUAUAACACUUACAGGUUUCUUUGCAAACCUUCCUUUCCUUAAAGCACAUUUUUCUGACACAAACCCAUUACUAAUCUUUGUGCAAUCAUGAACUCUUGACCAAUAAUUGUUGUUUCUUGUCAGCUCCAGCCAUUUUUGUACAUGUUGUAUAGACGAUUGUGCCUUUUUGGAGUUUUAUGUUUAGAAACCUGUACAGAUUGUUGAAUAUAUAUAUAUAAAAUAUAUAUAUAUAAAAUAUGUAUAUUAAAACCAGGUAGUUGCUUGUGUUUAGUAAGUAAACAUCUUAUGUCAGAUAAAUAAAGGAUUAAAUUAUAUGUUGCACUGUUAAAUGUAAAUUUUUAUGGCUGUGGGACAAAGUUUCUGUGUACAGAUCUAGUAUGUAAAACUCCAUAUUUAUUGUAUCCAUAUUAGUCUUGGAAAAGGGUCUGUCCAUCUUUCUUGUGUAAGACGGUAGCUUUACACUUAAAAGAGAAAUACAGUAUCUGUGUUAUGGAAUAUUACAGUAAAAUUUUGUUUACUGACUUUA
This is a messenger RNA of Rhea pennata, 8992 nucleotides long. It is a transcript of the gene HIVEP1, whose product is annotated as HIVEP zinc finger 1. The coding region runs from base 300 to 8438 and encodes 2712 amino acids. Gene Ontology annotation, molecular function: DNA-binding transcription factor activity, RNA polymerase II-specific; RNA polymerase II cis-regulatory region sequence-specific DNA binding. Gene Ontology annotation, cellular component: nucleus. The transcript has 9 exons. Gene Ontology annotation, biological process: regulation of transcription by RNA polymerase II. The record is from RefSeq and is a predicted model, not a curated record. NCBI's taxonomy places the organism in Eukaryota, Metazoa, Chordata, Aves, Rheiformes, Rheidae.